Molecule: messenger RNA, 1886 nt
Organism: Phasianus colchicus (ring-necked pheasant)
Lineage: Eukaryota; Metazoa; Chordata; Aves; Galliformes; Phasianidae
Gene: BECN1
Product: beclin 1
Biological process (GO): autophagosome assembly; cellular response to nitrogen starvation; mitophagy
Cellular component (GO): phosphatidylinositol 3-kinase complex, class III, type I; phagophore assembly site; phosphatidylinositol 3-kinase complex, class III, type II
Molecular function (GO): phosphatidylinositol 3-kinase binding; protein-macromolecule adaptor activity
Source: RefSeq, a predicted model, not a curated record
GCUUCUACACGCCGGCUAGGACCUUGCCGGGCUGCGCGUCACGUCCGGCGGGGGCGAUGGCGGCGGUGCGGACCUGGGGCUGAGCGGAGCGGGACGGCAUGGAGGGCGGGCGGGCGCCUGCCUGCACCACGCAGGUCAGCUUCGUGUGCCAGCGCUGCAGCCAGCCGCUGAAGCUCGAUACCUCCUUCAAGAUCCUCGACCGGCUCACCAUCCAGGAGCUCACCGCGCCGCUGCUGACCGCUGCGCCUGCCCGGCCCGGGGAUGCGCAGGAGGAGAGCGCCCUGAGCGAGGAGGCCUUCACGGAGAGUCGGCAGGACGGCGUCUCCAGGAGGUUCAUCCCACCAGCCAGAAUGAUGUCAACAGAAAGCGCCAACAGCUUCACGCUGAUUGGAGAGGCAUCAGAUGGAGGCACAAUGGAAAACCUCAGCAGAAGACUGAAGGUUACCGGUGAUCUCUUUGAUAUCAUGUCUGGGCAGACAGAUGUGGAUCACCCCCUGUGUGAGGAGUGCACAGAUACUCUGCUAGACCAGCUAGACACACAGCUUAAUAUCACAGAGAAUGAAUGCCAGAACUACAAGAGAUGUCUGGAGAUACUGGAAAAAAUGAACGAGGAUGAUAAGGAGAAACUGCAGACAGAACUGAAAGAACUUGCACUGGAAGAAGAGCAACUGAUUCAGGAGCUAGAAGAUGUUGAGAAGAACCGCAAGGUUGUGGCUGAAGACUUUGAGAGAGUCAGGGCAGAGGCAGAGCGACUGGAACAGGAAGAAGCUCAGUAUCAGAAAGAAUACUGUGAAUUUAAGAGACAACAACUGGAGCUAGAUGAUGAACUGAAAAGUGUGGAGAACCAAAUGCGUUAUGCUCAGAUGCAACUGGAUAAAUUAAAGAAAACUAAUGUGUUCAAUGCAACUUUCCACAUCUGGCACAGUGGUCAGUUUGGCACAAUAAAUAACUUCAGACUUGGCCGUCUCCCCAGUGUUCCUGUAGAAUGGAAUGAGAUCAAUGCAGCUUGGGGGCAGACUGUGCUGUUACUGCAUGCCCUUGCUAACAAAAUGGGCCUGAAGUUUCAAAGAUACCGUCUUGUACCGUAUGGCAACCACUCAUAUUUAGAGUCCCUCACGGACAAAUCAAAGGAACUACCCUUGUAUUGUUCUGGAGGCCUAAGGUUCUUCUGGGACAAUAAAUUUGAUCAUGCGAUGGUGGCUUUCUUGGACUGUGUGCAGCAAUUUAAAGAGGAAGUGGAAAAAGGUGAAACUCGGUUUUGUUUGCCUUAUAGGAUGGACGUGGAGAAAGGAAAGAUUGAAGAUACAGGUGGCAGUGGUGGUUCUUACUCUAUUAAAACACAAUUUAACUCUGAGGAGCAAUGGACAAAAGCACUAAAAUUCAUGUUAACUAACCUGAAGUGGGGUCUUGCCUGGGUCUCAUCCCAAUUCUAUAACAAGUAACCAUGUCAAGAACUGGCAGCUGUAGAGUAUUUGCAUUUUAUUGGAGAAACUCAGAUUAAGAAGUCUCUGAAUACUAACCAGUACAAAAUGUUUACAAUACCAAAAAUCCACAAGACACUUUAUUUAAAAAAUAAAAAAAGUUAUUACAAGUAGUAUGUAGAAAAGCAAUAUGUAAAAUUAUAUGAUUGAGCUGAGCUGAAUUUGAAAAAAAUCAGCUACUGAAUAGACAUUAAACUGGCAUUUUGGAUGUUUAUAGAUAUGUAUAUAAGUUACUGUCGAACUUCAAAAUGCCAGCGAAUUUGAUACUACUGUUACAGCUUAACAAAACAGGGGUCAGGAAAGUGAAAUGUUUCUAACAGGGAAUAAUGUGGAAAAACAUAUGGAAGGUCUGUUUGGACACUGAAGUAGAACUACAGCUUAAAAUAAAAUAUUUUCUAAGUCAUA